AUGGGGGAGGGGGGGCGGGAGGAAACCCCUGAGCUUCCGGGUUACGUUGCCAGUUUUCCCGCCAUGUCGUUCUUUGCUAGCGGGAGCCGCUCGAUUCGCCACCGCCGAGUCGGGCCUCCGGCCAGCCUGGUCCUCCCUGCCUACGCCUCCCCCUCCCAGGUUGGGGGUAGCUGGGGGGAAGGAGAGGAUGACUACGAGGAAGAAGGGAUAAACGAAGUGGUCCGGGAUCUCCGAGCCGAGCUCUCGGCCGACACGCCGCCGCCUCAGCCCCAUAAACACAAUGGGGUCACCCCGAGGGUACCUGAGGCCGCCCGAGCUCCCCGGGGCCGGCGGUGGCCGGUGCAGAUCCUCUCGGUGGUCUGUUCUCUUCUCUUCGCCGCCCUUCUUGCUUUCCUCCUAGCUAUCAUCUACAUGAUCGUGAAAGAAUUGCAUGCUGAGAAUUUGAAGACUGAAGAUGGUGUAGAGACUGGUUUAUUAGGAUUCUGGACUUUGUUUGUUAUAUCCUUAACAGCAGGAUUCUCAUGUUGCAGUUUUUCUUGGACAGUGACUUAUUUUGAUUCUUUUGAACCUGGAAUGUUUCCUCCUACUCCUCUUUCACCAGCAAAGUUCAAGAGAUUGACAGGUCAUUCCUUCCACAUGGGCUACAGCAUGGCAAUUUUGAAUGGCAUUGUGGCUGCUCUCACAGUAGCAUGGUGCCUCAUGUGAAUCCACAUUGGUUCCCUGGCAAAAUCAUUUUCUACCGAAUGCAGAACAUCUGAUUCAUGUUUUUUUAAUAACAUAGAAGAGUAUCAUUUCCCAUUUUAAAAGACAGGAUUAUCUACUAUUCAUUGAAUGCUUCAAAUUCAUCAUCAUUAACAACAAACCACCACCCUGUUGAGGUAUUCUGUGUAGGUCACUGUCCUAGAUAAGGAGAAUCUCCAGCUUUUAAAGUUUCAGGUGCUUUCAUAUGGAAUUUGAGAGUUUUACCUCAUUUUUUAACAUUUGUAUGUUUAUAUGUUUUGUUUUGUUUUUUUUAAAAGAAAGUAAUCCUAAAACUUGAAUGCAGGUCCUAAACUUGACAGUAUGCUUCUAUAUAAGUAUACUGCCCUUCCAUUAAGAAACAUCAGAAUUACUGAAAUAGUAGAAUUGUAAUUCUGAUUUUUAUAUUAUAUUAAGUUAGUGUUAUUAGAUUAGUAAAGGAAACACAUGCUUCCUACUUUUACAUUUCAUAGUUAAAAAUUGUUGGUGACUUGUACAAUCAGAAUUUUUAGACUUUGAAUUAUUCAUUCACUAAGAAUUAUAUUUAUAGAUAUUUUUCUAUUUUAGUAUGCAUUUUAUAGUGCUUUUUGUAUUUUUAAAUUUUAUUUUGAAUUCUUUUAACAUCAGUGCCAAUUUAAGAGAUUUUCAAAGUUAAAAAGUAAUUUUAGAAUGUCAUUAAUUGGUUUGUAUCUAGUUCCUUACUCUCAUUGCACAUUGUUUUGCUUUUGGUUUUGUUUUUUUAAAGGAAAAAAAAACACACUACAACACUAGAUUUUUAAUCAUAUUUUUAUAAAAAUAACUUGUUUUAUUUAUUAUAAGAAUUGAUUUAAAAAGUAAACAUUGAGAUUAGAAAAUCACCUCAAUUCUAGACUAUGGAAUUUGAAAUAAGUUCUUCUUUCUAACACCAAAAUUAGAUUAGGAAAGCUUGUGAUGUCAAUCUACUUGCAUAAGAUAAGCAAGAAUACAAAAUUUUCAUCACAUUUCCCCAAUUUUGGUUAAAUAUUUUGCUAUGUAAAGUGAUUUAAUGAAUAAGUUUUCUAAUAGCAUGGAAUUUGUGUGUGUGUGUGUUUAGUGUCUUUAAAAAGCAAAAAAUUACGAUGGCUGCUGUAAGGUAAACAAAAUAAUGUGGAGUACUUUCACAGAUUAAUGGGGUCUGGAAUGUAUAUUUAAAUCAAUGAGGAUUAAGUAUUUAACAGUUGUUUUAGUGAUUAACUGCUCAAAUUCUUAAGGAUAUUUACAUCUUAUUGUGAAUGACUCUAUUCGGAAUAAAUGCUAAGAUCACCUCUUUGAACAUAAAUAUUGCCAAAAGCUUUCAUACCACUUAGCAGUCCCUUCUAGUCUGGUGCUAACGUGGUAUUUCCUUUCACUAGGAUACCAACACAUUACAUCAGAAAUUCUGAUGGUCAUCAUUCUUUGUGACAAAGAAUGAUAUAUCUAGGAAAUUUUGUUUAAUGAUGUGGUUGGCCCAUGGUCUGUCUUCCCUUUUUUUCUGGUUUGACCUAGCUUGAUGUGAAAACCAUCAGUAUUGUCUCACUACAUCUCUUUGGAAAGGCACAUAGAUGAUGCUCUUUGUGGCCAUAACCAAGAAAUGGACUCAUUGAUCUCAAAGUGCUUUGAAGCUUACUAAAAAUCUGUUCUGUUUUUAAUCUAUAUGCUACUUCAUAAGGAAUUGGUCUUUAAAUCAGAAAAAAAGAAUUUUAAUUGUCUCUUACUGAUCUGUUAUUCUUUGAAAAUGUUGUUCUUGUUAGACAAAUUAUGUAGCAACACAUGCAGUACUGCUAGUAUGUAUCAGGAAUAUAAAUCCAUUUCUACAGAUUUUUUUGUGGCAUUAAAUAAGGUAAAGACAUAUUUGUUAGAUUUCAGAGGUACUUUGCUCCCUAAGAGCAAUAUCACUUCCAACUGAGACGAUCACUGUUAAACCUUCCAAAGGAGCUCUUACCUCUUAAGAAGUUAUGAACAUUUCAGCAAUAAGUACGUAUAAAGAAUGCUAAUAACAAUAAUAACACAUUUAUAUAGUGCUUUAAGGUUUGAAAAAUGCAUUACAAAUAUCUCAUUUUAACCUCA
Molecule: messenger RNA, 2802 nt
Organism: Vombatus ursinus (common wombat)
Lineage: Eukaryota; Metazoa; Chordata; Mammalia; Diprotodontia; Vombatidae
Product: ADP-ribosylation factor-like protein 6-interacting protein 6
Exons: 4
Coding region: 1-705 (234 amino acids)
Source: RefSeq, a predicted model, not a curated record